AUGCUGAAAUGUCAGAGCUGCCUGCGGAGUAACCUCACCAUAUUCCUCUCCAUCCACACACCGCUUCCACCCCACCGCGGGGGAGUGCGUGCUAAAUCCACCGUCACAAAAUCGGCCACCGCCUACCGCCCACGGUCCAACGAACCCCGCCACCGGUCCAACGAGCCGGUACGCAACACAGCAAGAUCAAUUCUCAACCGUCCGCCGGACCGGCGGGUGCUGCUGCUCUAUGACCAGGGACGCAAACUCGAGACGCGGGAUCCGCGCGAGGUGAUGGGGCAUGUCGAACGUUUUCUGGCGCAUGAAGACGUCGCCAGGGCGCAUCGGAUUCUGGAACAGGCGUCCGGGAGGAUUGGCACUGUGGCGGCGUGGAACACACUCAUACGACACUCGAUGGAGAAGCAACAGCCUGCCAGGGCACUGAGGUUCUACAAUGAUAUGAAGAAGCGGGGUGUGAAGCCGGAUUCCUAUACCUAUAGUCACCUCCUCAGCGGGUUUGCGUGGCAGAAGGAGCCAAAGCCUGUAUACGCCACUGAAGCGCUCAAGAUUUACGACCACCUUUGCAAUAAGAAUGAUGAGAUCAAGCCGGCUAUUAUUCACACGAACGCUUUACUUUCGGUAUGUCUCAAGUGCGGCGACAUGGACAAAGCCUGGAAGAUUAUCUCCCAACUGCCCGACGCAGGACCAGGCUCUCCCGACGUGACAACCUACACCAUCUUCAUCCGGGGCCUCUCCGGAAAGGGUGAUGAGUCGAUCGCUGACGGAAAGCGAGCGUGGGCCGGUAUUCUGAGUCGCUGGGCCAACGGAGAUCUCAAGGUCGACGAGUACCUGGUGAACGCAUAUCUGGAAAUGCUCUGCUCGGCUACAUCUCCUUCGCACUGGCGGGAAGUCUUCGUCAUCGCUAACCAGAUGUACGGCAUCCAACUCCCGGCCGAUUUCAUCGAGAAAAACCCUCUCCUGCCAUUGAUCUCGCGGAAACACGACUUCGAUGAUGAGCGGCCCAUUCCCGACGACUUCUCACUGGGUAUUCUCCUCAGAGCCGCCGAAAAGAUAAAAAACUUCCCAUUGGCGGUCCACAUCUGGAAAGAGAUCACCACCACGCACAGAGUCACCCCAGGGCCGAUCCCCACGCACCUCUACCUCCGCUGUGCCUCCAUCUGCCACGCCGGCGCCGCAGCCGCGGACAUGAUCGAGAACCCGCCGCGCCGUGUUGAACUCACCGAGUGGAACUACGUACUGGCACUCCGGGCGUGCAUUACCUCUGGCGGGCCGCAACAAUCCUACCUCAGCGGCGACCGAAUCCUGACGGUAGCCGAGAACAACGGCAAAGCCGGACUCCUGGUCGCGCGAACAUUCCUGCUGGUCGCGCUGACGUCCAUGGACGCAAAAAUCAUCAAGCGCGCCGUGCUCCGCAUCGAGAAGUUCACCAAACCGUCGAACCUCGACAGCUGGCGCGAAAGCUCGCUGGACCUCCCGCGCGACCGCGCCGAGGCCGCGAAGCUGUUCGUUGCUACACUCAAAAAGGCCGUCUUCUGGGAUUGCAUCGUUUGGGGCCGCUUCGAGGAGUCUAGAUGGAUGGAUAAAUUCCGCGAUGUCAAGAGGACACUGCGUGCCUGGGACGAGCUGGCGCAGGAGAAGGAGUUGCUCGAGGAGGAGGACGAGGACGAGGCGGACGAAAGGGAGAACUUCGGGAUCUUUGCUGCUGCCGCCGCCGGCGCAAGGCCGAAGGAGAGGAAGGUGCACGUUCGAUACAUAGCCGAGAAGAAGGUGGAGGUGAUGACGGAAGCAGAGAAGAAGAAUCCUGAGGUCAGACUGCCAAAGGUCAUGGCGGAGCUCAAGAGGUUCUCGUCGAGGCAGAGGCAGAGCUAUAUCAACAGCUUGUAG
Messenger RNA from Tricharina praecox, 1884 nucleotides. RefSeq lists its product as uncharacterized. Lineage: Eukaryota; Fungi; Ascomycota; Pezizomycetes; Pezizales; Pyronemataceae. The record is from RefSeq and is a predicted model, not a curated record. The transcript has a single exon. Gene Ontology annotation, molecular function: protein binding. Bases 1 to 1884 code for a protein of 627 amino acids.